Molecule: messenger RNA, 1415 nt
Organism: Zophobas morio
Lineage: Eukaryota; Metazoa; Arthropoda; Insecta; Coleoptera; Tenebrionidae
Product: probable E3 ubiquitin-protein ligase sinah
Exons: 4
Coding region: 340-1305 (321 amino acids)
Biological process (GO): proteasome-mediated ubiquitin-dependent protein catabolic process; multicellular organism development
Cellular component (GO): cytoplasm
Molecular function (GO): ubiquitin conjugating enzyme binding; zinc ion binding; ubiquitin protein ligase activity
Source: RefSeq, a predicted model, not a curated record
CUUUGUUAUUCUAUGGUCGCCUUUGUUAAGUCUUGUAAUGAUUAAAACCUGUCCGGCACGGUAAAUCCGGCCCUGAACGGAAUUUUUAAAAAAUUCUUCUUUGUUUGAUACUUUAGUGUUUUUUUCAUUCGUUGGGUGUGUUUUAUAAAUCUGGUUCUAAACAAUGUUGCGCCGAAUUGUUUUGUGUGUUAUCGGUAUCAUUGCUAUCUAAUUUGGCCUGAACUGUGAUUUUUGCCGUCAAACUCGUCAAUAACGAGACAUUACCGGACGCUCCUGUACUUCAGUCAAAAACAGAAAUUCUUUCCUGAUUGUGAUAAAACACAUACAAUUUCGUAAACCAUGGAAGAACACUUGUACGACGAACUCCUGGUGGAGCUCGAGUGCCCCAUUUGCACCAACUACAUGAGCCCGCCGAUCCGCCAGUGCGCCACAGGCCACAGCGUGUGUGAAACUUGCCGAAAAAAACUACCCAAAUGCGCUCUCUGCCAAGGAAAAUUCACCGAAUCGCGCAACAUUUCCCUGGAAGGCCUAGCCGUCAAAAUGCGCUAUCCUUGCAUCAACAAACCAGCUGGUUGCAUGGCCAAACUGUCCUUCACAGAGCGCGAAACCCACGAGUUGCGGUGCCCCCUUAAAGGCUUCAAAUGCGCAAUGGACAAGUGCUCAUGGGUGGGCAAACUGGAGGACCUAGCUGCCCACUGGGCGUCCAAAAAGACGUCCAGUAAGCCCUACCACAAAAGCAACGUCUGUCACACUAAAAUGAAAGCAGAGUCCUAUUACGUAAAUAUAGUAGAAGCCUAUAACAAAUUGUUCUGGUUCAAGUGCAAACUCACCAAAAAUAAGUUGUUUUGGGCCGUUCAGUACAUAGGGAGCGCGAAAGAGGCCGAUGGUUUUUCUUACGAGAUAGAGAUUUUCAAACCAGGGAGGUCAAAAAAGAAGAUUACUAUGAGUGAUUACUGUCAAGGGAUUGAUUUGGAGAACCAAGAGUUGUUCAGUGAAGAGGCGUGUGUUUCGAUUAAUGUAGAUUCCGUUAGCAGUUUUGUAACUGGGGAGCAAAUAUUGAUUUAUUACUUGAGGGUGAAUAUGGUGCAAGAGGAAAAAUUGAUGCAGCCAGUUGCACUAUUGCAACAGGAGGUCAAGAGUGCCAAGAGUGAUACGGUCAAACACAGAGAUAGGUCAAAGGGGCCCCCAACUCCAGGUCACAAGGUUAACAAAAAAAAAGCUGCUAGUGCUACGAAUAAACCCCAGUACAAGCAGAAAAAUGAUGGCUUUGACAAGCAAAAGAAUGAUGGUUUUGUUUUGCUCUAAUAUUAUGUAUAACUUCACGCAUUAAUUUUUUAAAGAAAGUUUAGUUUAACACGUUUGUUGUAAAACAUGUACUACAUCCAAUAAAGUUUGAGUUUCAGGUGUUUAAUAAA